This is a messenger RNA of Cornus florida, 1221 nucleotides long. RefSeq names its product dirigent protein 9-like. The record is from RefSeq and is a predicted model, not a curated record. NCBI's taxonomy places the organism in Eukaryota, Viridiplantae, Streptophyta, Magnoliopsida, Cornales, Cornaceae. The coding region runs from base 1 to 1221 and encodes 406 amino acids. The transcript has a single exon.
AUGGCCAAAACUCAAGCGUGCAUCUCCAAAACACUCAAGGCCACUAUCAUCUAUCUCUUGUUGCUUGCCAUCAACCUCAAUUGUGCCAACUCAACUCGUAUCCUUGAUGAAGUGGACCCACAAACCCCAAUCGAAGUCAAUACACCCGAUGCAUCCAAUCCAACGGCAACGGAUGUCUCUGAUGUGGCACCUGUGGUGGACCCAGCCAACCCACUACCAAGUGGACAAAUUCCAGCUUCUAUAGGUGACGUGGCACCAAUAGUUGCCCCUUCCGCCACAUUGCCAAUUGGACCCGCCCCAGUGGUGGUGCCUGGUGCCAUCGUGGCUCCUACAGCUAAUCUACCUGAUCCCGUGACAACACCUGUUGCUAAUGUGGCCCCAGUGGCAACUCCUAUCACUACAUCAGUUGGUGUGCCCAAUACAGUGACAACACCUGUCGCCAGUGUGGCACCGGUAGCAACCCCUACAGCCACAUCAGCUGGUGGGACCGCUACGGUUGGCACCAUUGGUGCCACAUCAGCAAAUCCGGACCCACAACACCCUGCAUUGUCUUUCUUCAUGCAUGAUAUCCUAGGGGGAUCACACCCAUCAGGCAGGGUUGUCACAGGGAUUGUGGCCAACUCCGAUCUCAACGGCAUUCCUUUCUCCGUACCCAACAGUCAAGUCUUCCCAUUGGACGGUGGUGUCCCACUUAUAAAUGGUGCGAAUGGCAUAAUCAACAAUGACAAUGCCCCGUUCCUUGUAGGCCUCAAUGGUUCACCAACCUCCAUACAAAACAAUGGUAACAACAAUGUACCUGUCGGCGGCAACUUACCGUUUGUCACCGCGGGCCAACUUCCGGCCGGCACAACCCUCCAACAGAUCAUCUUCGGCACGAUCACCGUCGUCGACAACCAAUUAACCGAAGGGCAGGAACUCGGAUCCUCUGUGAUCGGGAAAGCACAAGGAUUCUACCUGUCAAGCUCAUUGGAUGGUAGCAGCCACACGAUUGUCCUAACAGCAUUGUUCCACGGCGGUGAUCAUGAGGUGGAGGACAACAUUAGUUUCUUUGGGGUCCACCGGACGGCGUCGCACGAGUCGCAGCUGGCUGUGAUCGGGGGGACCGGGAAGUAUGAGAACGCAAAAGGGUAUGCUACCAUUGUGACAAUUCAUCAUCAAGAUCAGCACAUGACAGAUGGUGUGGAAACAAUCACACAGUUCAAUGUUUAUCUCACCCUCUAG